GAGGGCGGGAGCGGAGGCGGGACUGGCGUUGAUGUUCACAGCUCGGCGCGGGACAGUUUGUGUGUGUACACGCUCGGUUGUGUGUGUUUUUUUUUUUGAAACUUCAUUGACACAUUGAAGAAUGUUUGCGGCCGACGGUGUCGUCUCGUUGGCCACUUUCGCUCGUCGUAUUCCCAGAAUGGCCUCAUGAAGAGCCGAAAGCAGGGCUCCGCCGGGGGCGCGAAGCAAAGAGCCCUUUGCGACGUGCCGGCCUCCACCAGCCUGCCCCCCCUGGUGGAAGGUGAGCUGCGCGGCUUCCUGCGCGUGACGGUGAGCCGCCUGCUCUGGAGCGUGCCCAGGCCUCCGCCGGCGACGCGGGUGCGUCUUCGCUGGUGGGGGGAGUCGUCGGACGGCACUCACUUCAGCCCCCCGGAUGACACGGCGUCGUCGCACAGGAGCGUCAAAACCACAGCCCGCUUCCCCGUGCGCUGCGGUCCCAAGCAGCUUACCUCCUACUUGGCAGAUAUGGGCAACUUGGUGCUGGAGGUUUUGAGCGAGCAAGAUCACCUUCCUGUGGCGCGCGCUCAAGUGCAAGAGAUCUCCCGCCUCUCCCGGUCGCACCCAAUCACCGGAUUUCACACCCUGGUGUCACCCACAUCCAAGAAGCUCGGCCAGCUGGAGGUUUCGCUCCAUUUGGAGCCUCUGGCCCCCGCCGCCCACUCGAACGGCAACGUGCCUCAGGUGGCCUCGCCGGCUACGCUUGAGCAGCCCCCCCCACCUCCCGAUGCCGACAAAUCAGGGAAAGAUCGCUCCGAUUUCCAAACCACGCAGACGGAGCAAGACGAGUCAGCGGAGAAAUUGAAAUUGCGAGCAAACGGCCACAUCGAUGCGGAUCAGCCUGGAAAUGACAUCCUGUCAGUCAUUUUGGAGCGUGGCAACAAACUUCGGGACGCUAUGUUGGUGUCGGCGUUGAAAAGCGACGUGGGCGCCGCCCCGGUUCUCAAAGACCUCCAACUCCCACUCCAGAGGGACAACGUCAGACCACUUCCCAUCAGGGUCCCCGAAAUGGUCCUCGAAAAUGUCCUGCGCCUCGAUUCAGAUGUCAGGCACGCGGACGAUGACCGGGUGGGCGACUGCGGCCUGGGUUGUUCCCCUGACAUGGACCACAGAGCUGUGGACCUCCUCCUGGGCAGGCUCAAGACAUCCCCGCCGCCUUUGUGGCGGGGCGGCGGCGCCUUCCCCGAGUCUCUGUCGAGUCACAGCAGCGUGAGCGGCGACAGCGAGCUUGGCGACCCGCAAUAUGAUCACAGCUUGCUGGAAAAUCUCUUCUACAAAAGCCCCGCGACAGAUCUGAGAGCGGAUGAGACGGCGGGCGGCGGCGAGACUUCAUCCGGGGCCGAAAAACACUCGCGGCAGCCCGCGACCGGGACGAGCGACAAUGUCGUUUCAGAGCUUGGAGGUGCCCUGCCGGAUCCCGCCAUCCCCCUGAGUCAGGAGCAGCGGACCUUUCUGAGUUUCAUGCGAUGGGCCAAAGUGACGGUCGACUCCAUGAGCGUGCCCGCAUGUUGCGACAGCCCCCCGCCCGAGAACACCCCAAACAAAUCUCCUUCACCGUUACGCCGAAAGAAGCGCACGUAUUUUGUCGAGUAUACGUUCCCCAAGACUUCCUCUUCCAGUCGACACGGCCGAAGCGCGGAAGUGACCAGAGCCGCUUCCAGUAACGUCGCAGGAGGAGCGGUGAGCUUCCGUCGGCUCUCGGUGUUUCCCGUCCACUUCAGCAGAACAUCGGUGGAAGUCUGGUGGGAAACGGAUCUCCUUUUUCGAAUUUACGCCAGAAAAAGUGACCAAAAGAAAGCCGUUUUGAUCGGAGAGGCCGCUCAUCCGCUGCGAAGUCUGCUGCAGAGCCGGCAGCUCAGCCAGUCGCUCACGUUGCCGGUGCGCAGCGUGGAGGGCGCAACGCGGGAACUCUGUCUUCUCAGGGUGCUGCUAGAACUUUCCACCGACACCGGAGGCAUUGACGUGUGUGAAAAGAGAGAGGCCUCGCCAUCGGGGCCUACGCGUAGUCCUCGGAGGGACUCGCGCGCCGCGUCGCAACGCGUCAACUUUUGUUCGGAGGAUCUCGCCGCUCGCUCGUCAGAAGACGUUGCCGUAGGAGCGCCUGCGUCCCCGCGCCACGCCGCGCCCGCAUCUCGACGCGCCACGGAGGAAGAGCCCGAGGUCCUGCUGCACACGUUGCUGAUGGUGCCGGACGGCAAGAACUUCACCGGUGGGCCGGCGCGGGCCAUCAACGUGUACUUGAACUGCAAGCUCUUCUGGUGCGACGAGGUGGCGAGGUCUGCGGUCAGCUGGGGACGCGCCAAUCCUUCCUUUCAUUUUGUCCAGGUAACUCCCGUGGCUUUGACCGCACGCUUACUGGAGCGCAUGAGGAACAAUGUGAUGGUCAUUGAAGUUUGGCAGAAGACGGACAGCUGCGGCCACGAGACGCUGCUCGGUCUCGUCAAGCUGCCUCUCCACCAGUUCUACAUGUCUUUCAGGGAUCCAAAGAUCGCCCACCUCCUCCUGCGGGCGCAGUAUCCCGUUUUAGGGGCGGACUGCUACAUGCCAGUGGUGGACGUGUUCUCGGGCGGCUGCCGAGGAAGCCUCAGGGUGACGCUGGCCAUGGGCCUCUGCGAGCAGGUGCUCGCCCUGCAGCGCGCCAGAGACGAGGAUGGCGAGGCGCCGGGCCGCCCGCCCCUCAGACCGCUUCACCUGCUCGACCACCAGCCCGGCGGGCCCGCCAAGGUCAUCGCGUCACCGGCACAGGCGACGAUCGAGCACGUGUUUGUGAUCAGGGUGGAAAAGGUGACGGGCCUGACUCCUCUGCAGUCGACGGUGUGGGGGGAGGCCGACUGUUACGUCCAGUACGCCUUCCCCUGCCAGGAAGGCGGCGAUGCGGACGCCACCCUCGACGAAUAUAACGCCAACUUGAAGCCUUUUCGUACCACCGCCACACUGUGUGUGCCCGACCCGAUAUUUGGCCACACGGAGACGCACGCCCUCUUGACUCCCCAAGGCGUUCCCGUUCAGAAGCUUCUGCUCGGCUCUCUUUCCAGCCAAGGUCUAAGCGGCGGAGGGGGUGUCCAUUUUGAAGUGCGGUGCAGAUAUUACUAUCCCAAUGUGCGAGACCAGCUGGUGGCCAAAGGAAUCCUGCCCUUGUCCAAGCUGUGCGCCAUGGUCACCAUGCAGGGGCGCCAUCCCGACGAGGCACGCUCGUUCUCGCUACCGCUGCUCCCCAGACUGGACGGCCUGGCGGCACAUCGGCCUCUGCCCUCUGGCCUCCUGGACGUGCGCGUCCGCUACAAGCGCCGCCCGGUCCGAGCGGACGCGCCCGCGGGCGAGGGGCCGGCCUCUCGUCUCGUGACCCUCGUGGUUCAAGUGCACAGAGGGUGUGGUUUGCAGGCAGCGGCCAGAGCCGUCGCCCGGCGAGACGAAAGCUACGACUACUUUGCCGGCGUGGGCGUCAAUUCCUACGUGAGCGUCCGCUUGUCCUUCUUGCCCGACGACGAGGCGACGCGCACCCGCGUGGCCGCCAGGACCUUCUGCCCCGAGUUUGAGCACCGCGCCGAGGUGCGCUGCCACGCGCUGGUCCGCCAGAGCGGCGGUGAAAUCUGCAGUCUGGCCGAGCAGCUGGCCGAAGCCUGGGCCGUCUUCACCGUCUGGAAUCAAGACAACCGCAAAGGUCUUACCUCCGGGCCUGCGGCUGUGGUGUUGGGCACUGUGAAAAUCCCGCUGGCCGACCUCCUGCGGAAAACAACAGGUAUUUCCGGCUGGUUCGCCAUCUACGCCGCCCGGCAAUCUCCCGAAAGUCAGCAGACGUUAGUCGGAGGCCUGGAAGUCUCAAUCGGCUUCGCCCACCACUCGGAGCGGGAGCGGAUCAUUCAGGCGGCUCGGGAUUUGGGCUGGGAUCCGACCCGGGCUCGGGUGGACCCCGACGACUGGGGCGCCUGGGAGCAGGGCGCCGAGAAGUUCUCCCUGAGCUUCGCCAUACCCAGGGCCUGGUUGCCCCUGCCUUGCCUGCUCCUGCCGGGCCACGACACCCUGCAGCGCUCCACCUACUGUUACCUGCGCUACAAGUUCUACGAGCACGAGGCCUUCUGCUCGCACAUGAAGCACCCGUGCGCGGCCGAGGGCGAGGGCGACCGGGCCACCGUGACCUUCCAGGGGAGUCGCACGGUGGAGCUGAUGAGCUCUCAGCCGCUCAUGUGGUACCUUCGAGAGGAGAGGCUGGAGGUGCAGGUGUGGGUGGCCUUCCACAAAGACAAAAGCCAGAGGCCCCGGGACACGGACCGCCUGCUGGGGUCCGCUUUCAUUGAUCUGUCCUCGCUUGCGAAGGCUUGCGACCAGAAGUCGACUCUCAGUGGAGUGUAUCCGCUCUUCAGGCGCUCGGCAGCCGACCUGCGCGGCGCCGCUCUGCGGGUGCACAUCAGCCUCACCCCCGGCGGCCUUCCGCCACCUCAAGACCACCCGGCGGAGUCCGACAGCCAGGAGGAGACCUUAGUCGAGGAGCCGGCGGCGCCUAUGGAGCCGCCUAUGACGCCGCCUAUGACGCCGCCUACGACACCGCCUCAAACGCCGCCUCAAACGACGCAAAGUGGAACCGCCCGAGACGUCAGCUUGUCGCAGCCGAGUGAAAUAUUGAGCGACGACCAAUCCUUCCCGGUCACGCUUGCCGUGCACAGGGCCAAGAACCUCACUCUGAAAGGUGGCCCGCCGUCUGAGAGCGGCGAAGGGACGCUGCGCUGCUACGUCUCGUACGCCGCCGCCGACUCGGCCGAACCCGUGUCCACAGCCGUGGUGGCCGACGCCGACUCCCCCGUGUGGGACCACUGGCGCGACUGCAGGCUGGCCAAGCGGCUCCUUCUUGACCCUCAACAGAGCUUGGUGUUCAAAGUCUGGCACCAAGGCGGCGCCGCCGACGCCGAGCGGGUGAUCGGCUUCGCUUCGGUCGAUCUGACCCCGCUGCUGUGCGGCCUGCAGUCGCUCUGCGGCUGGUACAACGUCACCGACUUCGGCGGCCAUUGCCGCGGCCAGCUCAAAGUGAGCGUCAAGCCGCUCAAGUGGGUGCGAGACCUCCGCGGGCAAAGGAAAGCCGCUGCCGACGUGGAGCCUUCGUGGCAAGUUGCACCUCGCAGCUACCACACCACCGCCACGUACAGCAGUUUCCCGUCACACAUCAGCCGAUACCCCGAGCAGCACAUCUCUUCGCCCGACCGUGCCGAGGCCAUCUUCCCCAAAAGCUCUGUGCCCAGCGAGAGCGAGCGCCACCACGAGCACAUGCAAAAGGUGCGCCUUCAUCAUCGCAGCCUUCAGGAGCAAGCUGGCCUUCACUCGGCCUGCGAUGGCGGCGACAUCAACCCCUCUGGCUCUCUAAUCUUCUCCGCAAUCAGGAAGAUUAUGAGCGAGCAGGACAACAUCCAGAGAUACUUCAGCAGCAAGAUGGCGUCGCCUUCCUUCCUGCCCGCCACCGACCGAGAUGAGCAGAAGUGGCACGACGGCGACACGCCGCAGCUUCUUGCCGCGUCCCAACAGUUAGCUGGUCAUGUCCACAAUGGUCAACAGCGAGAAGCCGUUUCCUCCGUCCUCCACGGCGGAUCGGCCAAAGAGAACCGGACCGACGUGAUCGCCGGCCCACACGCCGCUUCCCGUCACCGGCCACCGCCAUUUCCUAGCUCUCAGCCAGAGGAAGAAGAGGCCGGCGGGCACGACGAGGGAACAGAAGCCACCGAUGAAGAUGAAGAAUGUCAAUCGACCUGCAGCAGUGAGGACGAUUACGAGGAAGUGGUGGUGGAGCCCAGGAAUUUGAACGAUGUGACCAUUUCCACCGGGAAGACCAGUCUGUGGAAUAGCAUCUCUUCCGAACGCCCGGAGGCCCGGGGCGAGCGUCGGGCGAAAUCCAGCAGGAAAGGGGAAGUCAUCGCCUGGGGCUGCCCGGCUGACGGCUUUGAUAAAUCAUCAGAAGAAGCUUCAAUCUCUCAAAGCGAUGACGACACGCCGGCGGCGGGCUCCGCGCCCGAGAACCAAGUUUCCCUUCCCAACUUUUUCCUGCCCUCCGACCAGCUGGAGGCCUCUCUCAGAGUGGUCAGCUUGGCGCCCUCUUUCAACAAUUCAUGCAGCGACACGGAGCGUGGCCUGACUCCGCCUCAGAUUCCUCGCAGAGGUCCUCGACGCUGUCCCGACAUGUCGCCCGCUUCCAGGAAGAGACAGACGGAAAGAUUUGCCAGAAUAUGCGCCACUCGCUUGGACGACGAUGACGAUUAGCGCGCGGUACAGAGCAGCGUGUGUUUUGAUGUAUAGAAAUGGCGGCAAGAUAGGAGGGGGGGGGGCGCGAUAAAGUAAGUGUCAUAGUUUGUAUUUUUCUAAAUAAAUAUUUUCCAUCCAUU
Messenger RNA from Hippocampus zosterae (dwarf seahorse), 6398 nucleotides. It is a transcript of the gene c2cd3, whose product is annotated as C2 domain containing 3 centriole elongation regulator. Gene Ontology annotation, biological process: cilium assembly; centriole elongation. NCBI's taxonomy places the organism in Eukaryota, Metazoa, Chordata, Actinopteri, Syngnathiformes, Syngnathidae. The record is from RefSeq and is a predicted model, not a curated record. Gene Ontology annotation, cellular component: centriole; centriolar satellite. The coding region runs from base 187 to 6276 and encodes 2029 amino acids. The transcript is spliced from 32 exons.